Nothoprocta perdicaria is the source of this 322-nucleotide messenger RNA. RefSeq names its product spermatogenesis-associated protein 5-like. The annotation marks the transcript as partial. NCBI's taxonomy places the organism in Eukaryota, Metazoa, Chordata, Aves, Tinamiformes, Tinamidae. The record is from RefSeq and is a predicted model, not a curated record. The transcript has 3 exons.
AUGCUCCGGAGGRUCCUCGUGCAGCUGUCGCUGAACAGCAUGAAAUGCGCCGGUAUCUGCAUCGGGCGCCCGGCCCUGCUCACCAGCGCGCUGGGAAGGCAAGAGGUCUGUACUGCUUGGCCCACAGCAGGCUUCCCGGGAGGGAAGGUUGGGCUCAGUGAAACCACGCAGAAGAACCUGAGGGUGAAUCCUGGAGAUGCAGUCACGGUGCAGCCUGUGACUGGGGCGGUCAUCCAGGCUGAGGAGGUAGAUGUGAAGCUGAGAGACAAGGAUGCCUCUGUUAAUGCUGAGGAAAUGUCUGUCUGUCUACUGAGAAACCUAG